AUGACAGCAGGUGGCGUUGACCCUCCUCGACCCCCGUCACAUGACUCCAAUGGAAAAAGGACAACUGCAAAGAAAAAGCGAUACGUGGUUAGACUAUUACCACCUCGAGAUAGUCUAACAUCAUCUACCCCAUCUCCAUCUUCUGUGUCUAUCCCAGUUAGGCCUCCCGAUGUUGCACCUACACCAUCUCCACCUCCAACUAAAGCUAGACCAUCUUCAUCUCAUGUUAAUGCACCUGGACCAUCUCCGGUACCUGCAUCCACACCAUCUCCAUCCUCCGUUGAUGCACGUGGACCAUCCCCAGUACCUACAUCCACACCUUCACCAUCUCUGCCUGUGGGCAAUUUGCCUAUAGAUGAAGAUGCUGUAAAUUUGGCAAUGGAAAACCCCCCUCUUAAUAAUCGUCUUAUGGUUACAUUAAUUAAUGGAGCAUAA
Glycine soja is the source of this 435-nucleotide messenger RNA. Its product is annotated as vegetative cell wall protein gp1-like. The record is from RefSeq and is a predicted model, not a curated record. The transcript has a single exon. NCBI's taxonomy places the organism in Eukaryota, Viridiplantae, Streptophyta, Magnoliopsida, Fabales, Fabaceae. Bases 1 to 435 code for a protein of 144 amino acids.